Gasterosteus aculeatus aculeatus (three-spined stickleback) is the source of this 762-nucleotide messenger RNA. NCBI's taxonomy places the organism in Eukaryota, Metazoa, Chordata, Actinopteri, Perciformes, Gasterosteidae. The record is from RefSeq and is a predicted model, not a curated record.
UGAGUAAACACUGAAAUAUUCUCAGAGAAAGGUAAGAAGACUUUCGUCUGUGUGCAGCUCCUGGCCCGUCCAUGGUGAAGGUCAUAGUCCAGCACGCUCCCAAGACCAGCACGAGCAUCCACCAGGUGCAGACGGUGUCCCGGUCCAGCCCCGCCCUGCGGAUGCUGUCCUCCUCCUCCUCCGGGUCGGCGGGCGCCCCGGCCCCGGCGGGGGUCCAGGCCCAGACGGUGAGGGGGGCCGGCCCGAUCAGCCAGCAGGCCGGCUUCAAGUACUGCUUCAGAGAGGUGAAAGACGGGCAGUGCAGCUCUCCUCUGCCCGGUCUGCGGAGCAGGGACAUCUGCUGCCAAGGCAUCGGCAAGGCCUGGGGUACUACCGAGUGUGUACUCUGCCCUGAUACUACAGGUAAAAGCAACAGCAGCUGCCCGGCUGGUUUUGAGCGAGACAAUGGAAUGCAGUGUGUAGAUGUGAAUGAGUGCCUCCAGCCGGGGUUGUGUGAGAACGGGAUCUGUGUGAACACCAGGGGGCGCUAUAGCUGUGUGUGUAGGGCGGGGUUCAUCCUCGACGCCUCACAUGGAAUCUGCAUCUCCCAGAGUGUGAUCUCGGAGGAGAAGGGUCAGUGUCACCGGGUCCUGGGUUCGGGCCGCGGUCCGACCUCGUGCUCGCUGCCCAUCCUCCGGAGCAUCACCAAGCAGAUCUGCUGCUGCAGCCGGGUGGGCCGGGCCUGGGGGCCGGACUGCCAAAGGUGCCCCCACUUUGGUUCAG